AUGGAUUUUUAUUCCUACCAUGAAUUCGGGAUGACGCUCGACGACCCAUCCGCCGACCCGUCGUCCAUCGACUCGGCGCUCUUUUUUGUGCUCGGCGCCUUCAUUCUGAACGUGAUCGUGGUCAUGCUGGCCGUCUGCUAUUUCGACCCUUCCUCCACUCAACCACCACUUGUCCACAGGUGGUUCGCCACAAUCAAGCGAUCCUGUCUACCCUCAAAGCUGAAUUCUGAAACCGCCGUCGAUCCCAAGUCGUCGGUUUGUCAGUACAAAGAAUGUCCAGUGGGCGAAGGCCAGGUCGCUUUGGGGUCCGGACUCGUCUGCGUCCCGUUCAAACGUCUCGCAAAUGGCACUGUCCCGGACCCAUAUUUCUGGGAGGGAUGCCAAGAGCAAAUGCGGAUAAACUGCGGCACCUGGACGCCACUAUGCUGCCCACCGAAGACGCACCCGUGCAAAGGGGAAAACGGAACGGAAUGCAUUGCCUACGACGACCUGAAGUCGUUGCGUCGAAAAGACGGCGCGUUCGCGUGUGUCCGCGCAACAGCUGAAGACAAGGCGGCUGCGAGGGCUACUGCCUCACCGGCUGCCCAGGAGCAGACCGAACCGAAAGAAAAAUCUCCAGGCUCUCGUCCAUUCUGGCUUCUCCUCAGCUCCGUCUGCAUCACCCUCGCUACGCAGAUAAUCGCCAACAUUGAUUUC
Messenger RNA from Mesorhabditis spiculigera, 696 nucleotides. NCBI's taxonomy places the organism in Eukaryota, Metazoa, Nematoda, Chromadorea, Rhabditida, Rhabditidae. The record is from the annotation of a GenBank genome assembly.